UUCUAAAUUUAAAUAUUACAUUAAUUGUAGUCCCUUUAAAGAUGGCUGACUGCGGCGACACGAUACACGCGAUUGCAACAUAUUUAGGUGUAAAAUGUAGUAAAAUAACGUACGACGGACCAGAAAGGAUUCCUGUAAUGAAAGGUAAAACUGGCACCAGGAAAGGGUUUUUGACAAUUGUAAAACAUCUUGUGAGAGCUGCUGAGAAACAAAGGCUUAUUGGAGAAAUACCUGAAGAGAAAGCUGUAGUUGACCAAUGGCUGGAAUACAAAGUUUGUCACAUAGACAGAUGUCCAUCUGAUAAAGACAAGUUAACAAUAUUGAAGGACUUGGACAAUUAUUUGAAAGACAAAGUAUAUUUCCUGCACCACCGAUUAUGCCUCAUAGAUAUAGUUCUAUAUUAUACUUUCCAACCAACAUUCGCUGAACUAACUUUUUAUGAUAAACAGAAGUAUAUGCAUCUAUCAAGAUGGUUUGAUAAUGUACAACAGACAGCUACCAUACGACAGUCAAUACCACUAGUUACCUUCUCCAAAACACAGCUAUACACUGCCUCAGCUCAUUGACAAAAACCCUUGUAAUAGAAAUAUUAUGUUCAAUAAACUAACUGCCUAUUUUAACACCUGAUUUUUUUUAUAUAAAACUAGCAGAAUCUCCAAGCCCAGGUUAUACGCUUAAUAUAAAGAGGCAGCCAAAAGAAGCAUAGUGAAAAAUUAUUUAUCAGGUAAUAAAUGAAUGGUGUAAGAUACAUAGUGGUACAUGUAUUUAUUACAUAUAAAUAAUGUGCAUUACCUCAAAAGUAGAUAGUGAAGUACUGAAAUUUGUUAUGGUAAUUCUAGAUUUGUCAAAAAGUAUUGACAGGGUUGUCCAUGAAGUAAAAACAAUGUGAAAUUUCAAAGUAAAAUAGUCUUUGAAACUUUUUAGCUAACCUGUCACAAAGUGACAAGGUGAGCUUUUGUGAUCGCGUGGCGUCCAUCGUCCGUCCGUGCGUUCGUGCAUGCGUAAGCUUUUGCUUGUGACCACUCUAGAGGUCACAUUUUUCAUGGGAUCUUUAUGAAAGUUGGUCAGAAUGUUCAUCUUGAUGAUAUCUAGGUCAAGUUUGAAACUGGGUCACGUGCGGUCAAAAACUAGGUCAGUAGGUCUAAAAAUAGAAAAACCUUGUGACCUCUCUAGAGGCCAUAUUUUUCAUGAGAUCUUCAUGAAAAUUGGUCAGAAUGUUCACCUUGAUGAUAUCUAGGUCAAGUUCGAAACUGGGUCACGUGGGGUUAAAAACUAGGUCAGUAGGUCUAAAAAUAGAAAAACCUUGUGACCUCUCUAGAGGCCAUAUUUCUCAAUGGAUCUUCAUGAAAAUUGGUCAGAAUGUUCACCUUGAUGAUAUCUAGGUCAAGUUCGAAACUGGGUCAUGUGGGGUCAAAAACUAGGUCAGUAGGUCUAAAAAUAGAAAAACCUUGUGAUCUCUUUAGAGGCCAUAUUUCUCAAUGGAUCUUCAUGAAAAUUGGUCAGAAUGUUCACCUGGAUGAUAUCUAGGUCAAGUUCGAAACUGGGUCACGUGCGGUCAAAAACUAGGUCAGUAGGUCUAAAAAUAAAAAAACCUUGUGACCUCUCUAGAGGCCAUAUUUCUCAAUGGAUCUUCAUGAAAAAUGGUGAGAAUGUUCACCUAGAUGAUAUCUAGGUCAGGUUUGAAACUGGGUUACGUGCGGUCAAAAACUAGGUCAGUAGGUCUAAAAAUAGAAAAACCUUGUGACAUCUCUAGAGGCCAUGUUUCUCAAUGGAUCUUCAUGAAAAUUGAUCAGAAUGUUCCUCUUGAUGAUAUCUAGGUCAAGUUCGAAACUGGGUCACGUGCGGUCAAAAACUAGGUCAGUAGGUCGAAAAAUAGAAAAACCUUGUGACCUCUCUAGAGGCCAUAUUUUUCAUGAGAUCUUCAUGAUAAUUAGUGAGAAUGUUCACCUUGAUGAUAUCUAGGUCAGAUUCAGAAGUGGGUCAUGUGCCUUCAAAAACUAGGUCAUUAGGUCAAAUAAUAGAAAAACCUUGUGACCUCUCUAGAGGUCAUAUUUUUCAAUGGAUCUUCAUGAAAAUUGGUCAGAAUUUUUUAUCUUGAUGAUAUCUAGGUCACAUGUGCUCAAAAACUAGGUCACUAUGUCAAAUAAUAGAAAUAACGACGUCGUACUCAGUUCAACACUAGGUCAUGUGGGGAUAGGUGAGCGAUUCAGGACCAUCAUGGUCCUCUUGUUAAUUUAUACUGUUUGAAAUGAAGUAAAAUAUUCAAGAAGGGCUGAGUUACCAUCUUAUCAGUUCUGUGCUAAUUCCAGUGAAAUAUUCUACAAGGGCGGAGUUACCCUCUAGCCAGGUCCUUCUAGAGAGGCCGAGUUAUCAUCUUGUCAGUUCUUUGCUAAUUUGAGUGAAAUAUUUCAGAAAGGUGAAGUUACCAUCUGUUCUGUGCCAAUUCCAGAGAAAUAUUCCAGAUGGGCAGAGUUAUUCUCUUGCCAGGUCCUUGCUUAUUCCAGUAAUGUAUUUCAGAAGGGUGGAGUUUUCAUCUUGUCAUUUCAUUGCAUAUUUGAGUGAAAUAUUCCAGAAGGAUAGAGUAAUCAUCUGAUCAGUUCUUUAGUUCAGUUAAACUGCUCAUCACAGGUGGAUAGUAUCUCAGGGGAUUUAAAACAGGCUAAUUUUGUAAAUAAGUUGAAUAUUGGUAAUUUAAUUUGUAUGUUGUUAUACAGAAAAACAGUCUUAAUAUGGGUAAGUCUUUCAAAUAGUUUAAAGUGUAGCAGUUUCUUUUCCCUUCCAAUAGGACAGUAGCUUUUAGUAUAUCUUUUUCACUAAGAAACUCGAAGCUUCUGUUUUUUUUUGAGAGAAAAUUAAAAAAAUACAUAAAAGUCCUCUUGAUUUUAUGGGAAAACUGCCUAAUUUGAAAGUGAUUUUUUGAAGGAAAGAAAUCUUUAAAGCAUCCUACCAUCCUCCCCCAUCCUAAAAAAAGAUUCAGUUUUUUCUUGAAAUGUUCUGAGCAGAUUCUUUGAAAUUUUUAGUCAAUAAAAAAGUUUAUUUAUACAUAAUCAUUUCAUUUCGGAAUUUUAUUCUGGUAGUGAUUUCAAAGAAGGGGUUGAUUUCUAGUAUAAAUAUGCAUUAUACAAAUAUUCAAAGGGUAGUUUGCAGAUAAGAUAUAUGUCAAAUUAUUGAAGUUCAGAGUACAUUUUUAUCUCGGGUCAUUGUUAAUAUAAAAAGUGUGAUUCUGGGAAAUGUACAAACAAUUUUAAUCAUGUCAGUCUAAGGGAAAGAUUGAGCUGCAAAAUCAUUUGUAUUUCUUAGCAAAAAUGUUACGUUAGUUGGUAAUAAUGUCAAUGUUUUUAUACUGUACAGAAGCUUAAAGGACAUCCAUUUUUAGGAAUAGAAUGAUACUACUUGAGCCCAUGUAGAAGGGUUGAAAUGCAAAAUUUUACAAUUUUUUUCUUUCAUUUUAAACUUGUACAUAUUUUAACCAUUAAAUUGAAACUCAAUAGAAUCUAAAUAAAGUAUUGGUGAAUAUAAAA
Molecule: messenger RNA, 3521 nt
Organism: Mercenaria mercenaria
Lineage: Eukaryota; Metazoa; Mollusca; Bivalvia; Venerida; Veneridae
Product: eukaryotic translation elongation factor 1 epsilon-1-like
Exons: 6
Coding region: 42-566 (174 amino acids)
Biological process (GO): positive regulation of DNA damage response, signal transduction by p53 class mediator
Cellular component (GO): cytoplasm; nucleus; aminoacyl-tRNA synthetase multienzyme complex
Source: RefSeq, a predicted model, not a curated record